GCACACCAAGACGUCACCAAGCCAAAGAGCAAGAAGUCGCCGUCUCAAGUUGUUAUAACUCUCAGAAGACCAGACCCUAUUAUACUUCUCUCGAGUGCAUGUGGCCAAUAAGACAUCCAGCAGCUGGUCAUCAAGAAGAAUGUCCCCCUCAGCCACAGGGUGGGAACUCCACUCUGGAGUGAGCAGGCAAUUAAAGAGGAAGAGGCGGAGCCACAAGCCCCCCACAUUAAAGAGGAAGAGGCAGAGCCACAGCCCCCUAUGUUAAAGAAGAAGAGGAAGAACUCGAUCACUCGAUCACUCGAUCGAGAGUAUCUUCGAGGGCCAGAUGAGGCAGAUCUCACCAGGUUGCCACGGACUGGUGCCUCUGCGGUGACUGAAGACCCUGAAGACAAACCACCUGAGUCCUCACAGCUUCAUCGUAGUCCAAGUGAGGAGAUGAGAGAGGCGGAGCCACAGCCCCCCUAUGUUAAAGAGGAAGAGGAGGAGCCACAGCCCACCCACAUUAAAGAGGAAGAGGCGGAAUCACAGCCCCCCUAUGUUAAAGAGGAAGAGGAGGAGCCACAGCUCACUCACAUUAAAGAGGAAGAGACGGAGUCACAGGCCCCUUCUAUUAAGGAGGAAGUAGAAGAACUCUCCAUCACUCAGGAGGGAGAGCAUCUUCUAGCGCCAGAGGAGGCUGAUCUCACCAGGUUGCCACUGACUGGUGUCUCUGUGGUGACCGAAGACAAUGAAAACAAACCACCUGAGUCCUCACAGCUUCAUCAUAGUCCAAGUGAGGAGAUGAGAAAGGCAGAGCCUUCAUGCAGCAGCUCACUGCAACACAUGACAACAGAAGCUGAUGGAGACCACUGUGGAGGAUCACAAGCAGACAACCUCUUAGCUCCACUGUCAGAUAGUGACGACAUAACGUCACACUCUCCUGAAGAUGAAGACAGCGACUACAACAAAGAAUCUCUGAGCAGUGAUACAGACAGGGAAGGUCAUAUAACGACUCACACUGGCAACAAACACUCUGAAAGCUCUAAAAAGAAGACAGAUAAACAUUUUAACUGCUCAAUUUGUGAUAAAAGAUUUUCUCGUCAGGGUCAUUUGGCUCAACACAUGAGAACACACACAGGAGAAAAACCUUUUAGUUGCUCAGACUGUGGGAAACCCUUCACUCAAAAGUCAGUCAUGCAAUUACACAUGAGAACGCACACAGGAGAAAAACCUUUCAGUUGCUCAGACUGUGGUAAACGCUUCACUCGAAAGGCAACUGUGCGAAGACACAUGAGAACACACACAGGAGAAAAACCCUUCAUUUGCUCACUUUGUGGUAAACGCUUCACUCAAAAGAUAACCUUGCAAAGACACAUGAGAACACACACAGGAGAAAAACCUUUUCAUUGCUCACAUUGUGGUCAACGCUUCACUCAAAAGACAACCAUGCAAUUACACAUGAGAACACACACAGGAGAAAAACCUUUCAGUUGUUCAGACUGUGGUAAACACUUCACUCGAAAGGCAGACAUGCAAUUACACAUGAGAACACACACAAGACAAAAACCUUUUACUUGCUCAAAUUGUGGUGACACAUUUUCGUUCAAAUCCUCUUUGAAAAGACAUAUGCAGAGUCACUGAUGGUCUACUGUUUGACUUGCCAAUCAACACUUCCAAUCAACACUGUGUUGUAAUAUUCUUUGCAUAUGUCUUUCUUCAAUAAAUACAUCUUGUUUUUAUUAAUGUAGAAAGAAAGACAGGGUGACUGCUUAAACCUGUCACAAUAAUCGAUAAAUCGAUGAAUCGAAUGAUAGAAAAAAAACAAACGCCUUGAUAAAUUGACAUGUGCCUGUUCCUCUUCUCGCAGUACUACACAGGCUGGAUGACAAGAGGGUUCACUCUGCAUGUGUCUGUGCACAUUGAUUCUAUGGUGGAAUGAACGGAGAGAGUGAACCUCCUGUCAGCUAUUCAGCCUCUUUGUCCCAGUAUGUGGAGGCGGGGCUACAUAUUGAGUGUAUACACAGAGUGCUAGCUGUUAGCAAGUUAGCAAGCAAAUGCGAAUAUGAAUGAAGGCACAAAAGUGAUAGUUUCAAAGCCGAAUGCCACAGUUCCAGUGUGGAUGUGCAGCAGAACCUUCAUCCUGACAGUCAACGCUUACCAAGGCUUUUGAUCGGCCGAGUACAUAUAAAAUGAAAUAGUGCAAAAUGGUGCGCACUCACAGUGUCGCUCGCUAUUUUGCAAAAGAAAAGCAACCUUUCAAUACGGUUGAAAGGCCAACAUUUUGGGAAAUGCUAAAAAAAUUUCAGAGACAGUUCGAAUUGCCUGUGAGAAUGAACAUGACACGACAUAUGUCACAAACAGCAAUUCCUGUGAAAGGACAGUGUUGAAAGACAAUUAGCAACAUUGCGUCCACCUAUUGCGUUGCUGAGUGAUGUUUUAGCUCUUUUAUGACACCAUGAGUAUGACUGGUAUGUGAAGUGGUGACCUCCCGCAAUUUCAAUGGGGUUGAGAAGUUCAUUGUGAGCUGUGUUGUUACUCUGCUUGCAAAAUAGUUACUUCUUCCUCACCAACUUGUGAGUGCCACAACAGGCAAAUUGUGUGACUCUUACUUUACCUGAGUACCAUCUGGUGGUUCAAAUGUGACAUGGCAAUUCAUGAAAAAAUGCUCUAAAAAAAAAUCUUACAUUUUUGAUUAGCAAUAAUAGUUUUUACCACAGUUAUCGAUCACCAAAAUUUGUUAUCAUGACAGGCCUAGUGACUGCAGUGGUUUCAUUUGUGGUUAAAUGUGUUUUAUUUGACUGUAUGCUGUCAUCACUAAAUGCUGUAACUCAGGGGUGCCCAUUAUGUCGAUGGCGAGCUACUGGUAGAUUGCCAAGGUAGUUUGGGUCGAUCGCAGAAACGACACUUUGUAAUUGUCAUAUGACAUCAGUCAGCUGACAUUAAACUCACCUCCUGAUUCGUUCUUCUCCCCCACGGCGUUUCAAGCUACACACAGAGAUGCAACUGUCAUCUUUAUUAUUCUAAUUACGGAUAAACUAACAUAGCAGUAAGAUGUCUUUAUCUACAACAAAUGUUAUCUGUGUUGUGUAGAAAAAAAGUGUAUUGUUUACUGGCUUUGCUUUGCGUCAUGAACUCCACUACAGAAUUCAGUGUUUUCUACACGUCCACUUCUUAAACUAUUAUUUCAUGAUGAAAUGGAAAAUGUGCCCAUUGCUGAAACCUUUUUAAUAUUUUGGCUUGACUUCGGCUGCAUUGUCUUUUGAAUAAUCAUUUUCAAUUAAUGUGUCCUGAUGAACGUUGCGUAUCUAUUUUUGACGGGCGUAUUACCAGUACUCAGGUUUAGUACACAACUAUUGAAGAAUUAUGUGUAAUAAUCUUUACUGCCAUAUUGAAUAUAUCGACUACUUUGAUUACCUGUAAACUUUGAAAAUGUGAAUGUGAAAUGCUAAUCAUUGACAUGUACCAUAGUAGUUAGAUUUUAUAUGUGUAAUGUUUUAUAGAAAGAUGUACACCAUUUUGACUUGUAACUGAAAUAGUGCUUGCACCCCUGAUAUACAUGUAUAAUGUACAUAAAUACAAAAAUCACUUUUUUAAAAAUAAAUAUAGUAAAUAUAUAUACAUGACCGGUCAAACAUUUUAUAACACCCCAAUUUUUCCAGUUAUUUAUUGAAAUUCAAGUAGUUCAAGUCCAACGAAUAGCUUGAAAUGGUACAAAGGUAAGUGGUGAAGUGCCAGAGGUUAAAAAAACAAAAAAGGUAAGGUUACCCAAAACUGAAAUAUAAUCUAUAUUUCAGAAUUAUACAAAAAAAUUUGUCAACAGUUUAAAGCUGUUGUGCAGAAAUGGAGGUUGAUCAAACCUUGGUAGUUGGUGCAGCUAUUUCCUACAGGUGUCCCAAGUUCUGGAGUACUUCCUACAGCCUCUGUCUGCAUAAAAACAGUGUUCGGAAAACACUGUGGCAUUAUACCCUCGUGAACAUCAGUUGAACAACAUUGUGCUGGACUAUGUGAUGUGCAAGAAAAAAUUUAAUUAACAAUGGAAGAGAAAUAGACCAUCUUUACACUUCAAAAUGUAGGUUUUUGCUCUAGAGAAAUUGGAGUGUUCUCAAACUUUUGACCGGUAGUGUAUUUUCUAUAUUUUUAGUAGGAGGUAGGUCUUUGGGACUUGGUCAUUUUAAAAGUACCUCGCUGGCUGAAAAAGUGUGACCACCCCUACUGGAACUUUUGAAGUCACUGAAGUCUGAUUACUUCCAGAUUUGGUUUGGAAAGUAAUGAUUUGAAUCCUUUUACUGACUUGAGUUCUUAAGAUUCACUCAUUGGGGUUCGGACCGCUUUCAGGGCGCCUUUUAAAGGAUUUUUGCACUGUUGGUCAAACAGUUGUAUGUAAUAAAAGGGAAUCAUAUUAUUUUGUUGAUAUUGUAUUACAUUUUGAAGAAAUAGUAUGUUGAUUUAAAUAUUUUUUGUCUUCCAAAAGUCAGGAAGUUAUUCUGAUUUAUAAAAGAAAUUACAGGCAAAUUGACAAAAUUAUUAAAUUUUAUUGAAAAAUGCAAUUUAAAAAGUACAGUAUCAGUAUCCAUAUUAGCGAUACUGGCUCACUACUGACAGGGUGUCGCAUGGAUUGUCUGUAUUUUAUUGUGAACAUUGAAUGCAACACCUAAUAAAGUGUUGUUUUCCAGUUUAUAUGUUCCCGCCUAAAUUGUAUCACGUCUCCUUUGUUUUAGUUUUCACUAUUUGGUUUGGGCAGUAGAGGGCACUCUGUGUACACUUCUUCAUUGUUUGGGGGUGUGGCCGGAAGGAAGCAACAGUGUUGACCCACUGUGGCAGGAAAUGUUUCUUUGCUGGAUUCUAUGGCUUUUAACAAGUUUGACCACUGUAAUUGUAAUUGAUGAGAUUUUAUUGCAUCG
This is a messenger RNA of Dunckerocampus dactyliophorus (ringed pipefish), 4880 nucleotides long. Its product is annotated as zinc finger protein 771-like. The transcript is spliced from 2 exons. Bases 259 to 1620 code for a protein of 453 amino acids. NCBI's taxonomy places the organism in Eukaryota, Metazoa, Chordata, Actinopteri, Syngnathiformes, Syngnathidae. Gene Ontology annotation, molecular function: RNA polymerase II cis-regulatory region sequence-specific DNA binding; DNA-binding transcription activator activity, RNA polymerase II-specific. Gene Ontology annotation, cellular component: nucleus. The record is from RefSeq and is a predicted model, not a curated record. Gene Ontology annotation, biological process: regulation of transcription by RNA polymerase II.